Molecule: messenger RNA, 3807 nt
Organism: Mytilus trossulus (common blue mussel)
Lineage: Eukaryota; Metazoa; Mollusca; Bivalvia; Mytilida; Mytilidae
Exons: 15
Coding region: 165-3632 (1155 amino acids)
Cellular component (GO): nucleus
Molecular function (GO): NAD+-protein mono-ADP-ribosyltransferase activity; NAD+ poly-ADP-ribosyltransferase activity; protein binding
Source: RefSeq, a predicted model, not a curated record
AAGAGAGCGCCCCCUGCAUUCUAAACCGGAAGUAAAGACCGCAGUUUCGAUUUCAUUUCACAACAAAACUCCAGAAAAGUUAAAAAGGAGGAAUUUCACUGUUCAUUGUUUACCUUUUUUACCUAUUUGUUGUCAAUGACAGUCAGAAAGUAAGGAGACAGAAAAUGACAGAUAACAUGGAUAACAGAGAGGAAGAUGAUGAUUUUCUUGAUUUGUGUGCAGAGAAUUCCUCUCCUUUAGCAGAUCCUGGAGUGAUUAAUUUACCAAAAAUAAACUCAAAUGUAUAUGAUGUCAGUUCAUCUCCAUUACCAGACCCUAUGACAAAAAUUUCAUCGGUGAAAAAUGAGGAUUUAUGUAUAUCCUUAUCAACAUGUAGUGAUCCCGAUAACUCAUCCUUAGAGGAUUACAGUGACAUUGAGUUAGAGGACAGUAUCAGUAGUAUCUCGUCAAAGAAAAAAAGUGCAAUAGUUCGAGAACGUUCGUCCGUUGGUAUAAAGGUUUGUAAUGAUGCUGCAUCACCUCCAAGUGCAAGUGAGUUACAAACAGAAAAGACAUUAUCCUCUAAAUACGUGCAAGUCAUUAGUGAUGAGAGUGAUGCAGAGAAGACUGAAAAAGGUCAUGUUAAAAAAACAACUUUCAAGCAGUCUAUUUCUUGGGCGAAACAAAACUCAAUCAAUAAAAUUUUUGGUACAGACAGUUCUGUUAUCAGGAAUAGGGCAAAGGUAUUGUCACAAGAAAUUACUGAAGAAAAUAAAACUAAAUCAAAAACACUGAUAAAAAGAAAACCUGUGCAAGAUGAUGGUGAAACUAUUAGUGAUGUUUCUCCUUCAAAAAAAUUAAAACCUACAGAAGAUAAAUCAAAGGAUGAGAUGGACAGUUCGUUGAAUAAUGUACAAAGAAAGGACAAUGCUAGUGUUGGGAAUAAACCACCAAAGGAAGUUGUUAUCAAAGCUGCAAUCUAUUUGAAAGAAAUGUUUCCAGAUUUAGGUGCUGGUCAAAUUGGUGAUAAAAUAAAGGCAGUGAUUAAGAUUAAUGGUACAAUGUCAGAACAGGAACUCAUAGAGAGAGUGGUAGAAGGUAUAUGUGGUAACUAUGGGAAUGCCACAAGUGAAGAUAUACAGAUAGCAAUAGCCAAUCCUAAGAUAAAGAUUUCUCAGAAUACACAAUAUAAACCUGUACAUAAGGCCAAAAACCAGCUGUCCAACAGUUCUAAAGGAAAAGCUUUACUGAAAAGAGUAGUUCACAAUACAGAAGACACUGAUAUCAUGGAUAUUGAUAUGGAUUUUGGUGUAGAACAACCGUCAUAUGAUGAUCUACAAUCAUCUUCUCCCGUUACAAGACCUGAGGUUAUUGAGACAGAACCAAAUAAAAUCAAAUUAAGAUGGAAUCAUGAAGAUACAUCAGAAUUUCCAUAUAGUGAUAAGAAUAUCAGAUAUGUGGUAGAAAUACAAGCUCCCCCUGCUAGAGAGUGGACAACAUUAUCAAGAAACAUUGCUGGUACAGUUUAUGUGGUGUCAAAUCUUAAACCAGAACAGGACUACCAGUUUAGAGUUAGAGCAAGUUCACUAUUUGGCAAGGUAUCCGAACCGUCUCCUGUUGCAGUAUUUAGCAGAAGUAUUGGCAAACCAUCUCCUGUCACUGUUGAAAAACCAGAAUGGUGUAAGGCUGUAGAAAACAAUUUCUCAAUAAUCAACAGUUAUGAUCAGUUUCCAUGGUUUCAUGGCUAUUUAACUCGUAUUGAAGCAGAAAAUCUCCUCCGAUAUAGUAGUGGAAAAAAUGGAAGCUUUCUAGUUCGCAAAACAGAUAUAGGUGUAAAGGUUAUAGGUGUUUUGUAUGAAGGAAGUGUUCGACACUACAAAAUAUCACAGGAUACUAAUGGGAAGUUGUUUAUAUCUAAGGACAAGAAAUUUAGUACUCUGCCAGAUUUGAUUGACCAUUAUUCCAUUUGCAAUGAAGAGUUAAUAACACCAUUACAACACUGUGUUCCAAAAGUUCAAGAAAGUUUAACUCAGCCUAAAGAACCUAAGAGCAUUGGAACAAAGAAUGAAACAGUUUCUAGACCAGUUGAUGGAGAAGAGGUAUCAUCGUCAACAUUGAUGUGUGAAGCUUGUCAGUCAUUCACGUCAUGUUAUAAGAUUGUACAGUGCUGUGAUGGUCAUCUUAAUUGUAACACCUGUGUAGAGAAAGUAGUCAAGAAGGUGCUAUCACAUGGCAGUGAAGAGACCAACAUCACAUGCUGCUAUAUUGAGUGUUUUGAAUGUAACAGUUAUAUUCCCGAAAGUCAAGCAAAGAAAGUUCUGCCAUCUCUCAUAUUUGAACUUUUGGAAGAUAAGAUCAACAAAAAAGCAAGUGAAACUAUUGAGAAAAUGACAGACUUAUACAGCUGUCCAAUUUGCCAGUACAAAGUUGUGAUUGAAGGAGAUUUGAAGAAAUUUGAUUGUCCACAGUGUAAAUCAUCGACAUGUAGAUAUUGUGGUAAGAAAUGGGAAUCAUCAGAUCAUGGAAGUUGUACCCUCAAUACAUUUAUGGCUAACUCGGACAUGGACGUUACUUCUACAUGGUGUACUAAUACUUUACCAGAGGGAUACAAGGAUUUUAGAGCAGUACCUCUGGACACUGGUCAAUCAGAAUACAACUUUGUCCUUUCAUUAUUCCAUAAAAAAGGAUUAAGAAAAGGGCCGUCAGGUCAGGUUAAAGCUGUAUAUAGUGUACAGAAUCCACGACUAUGGCAGAAGUUUUCUUUACAAAAAGAGCACAUGAUAGAAGACAUAGGAAAAGAUAAUAUAAAUGAGCAGCAUCUUUUCCAUGGAACAGACACAGCGGCAGUAGGGGGUAUAUGUCGUGAUGGCCUAGACUGGAGAAUGUGUGGUUUGAAUGGCACAGCUUUUGGCCAAGGGACUUACUUCGCAACAGAGUCAAGUUAUUCAGAAAAGUAUUCUCAUAUUGGAACAAUUAGACGUAAUAAGUCAGCAUAUAUGCCUAAAGGUUUCAAUUUGGGAAGUGCUAACCAACGUCCUUCGUUUGGAGGUAAUAAUGCUAUUCCAUUACCCUAUACACAAGGUUUUUCUAUGGGGGUUAACUCCCCUGUGUUAAUAAACAGCAAUCAAAAUCAAGGAUUCGGAUUCGGAACAGCAGCUUCAAAUAAUAAUGUCUCAGGAUUGUUUGGUGGAACUCCAAAUAAUCAAAAUAGUGGUUUAAACUUUGCACAACUUUUAAAUCAUUUUCGGAAUGUCAGACAAUCACAGCCUCCAAUCAACCCAGCUACUCAUCCACCUGGUUUUAGAUUUGGUGGUUCAGCCACUGCUGCUACUUUUGGGUCAGCUAACAACUUUACUUUUGGAGCCCAACCUGUAAACUUUGCAAACACUAAUGUGAAUAUAGAGGCUAGUUCUACUCAUCAACCAGAAGAUAUUCCAUUAGAGGAGCAAUUUAUCCAGACAACGAGCAGAUAUAUGUUUCUAGCACGUGUUUUAGUGGGAAGGCCAUGUGCAGGACAACAUGGUAUGCGUAAACCUCCACGUGAUGAACAGAACAGGCUUUAUAAUUCAGCCAGUGACAAUCCAGCUAAACCCAACAUAUUUGUAGUAUUUGAUAGUGCUCAAUGUUAUCCAGAAUAUCUAAUUGAAUUUUGACAAUUUAGUAAUUAAUCAUUUAAAUGAACAAAUACUCAGUUGAUGCCAAAUAAACAAAAGUUGUACGAUCUAACCUGUUUAUAAAUUUACAGAAAAAUGAAGUUAUAUGCUAAAUAUGCAAUUGUAGAUGGUGUCAGUUUUACUAGAAUUGUUAACUUGACUAUAUAUUAUUUAG